AAUGUAAGAGUUGUUUUACUGGUCUCCUGUACUGCAGGUCUUGCCAAUGGUCCUGAAGCAAUGGAAGUAGAUGGUCUCCAGGAAGUCCCCCUCUGUAGCUGUCGAAUGGAAACCCCCAAAAGCAGAGAGAUCACCACGCUAGCCAACAACCAGUGCAUGGCCACGGAGAGCGUGGAUAAUGAGGGCACUUUCAUGGAGUGUCAGCCGGAGAGCAGCAUCUCCCACCGUUUCCACAAGAAUUGUGCCUCCCAGGUCAACGACAUGAGCUACUGCCCACACUGCGGGGAAGACGCCUCCAAGGCAAAGGAGGUGACAAUAGCAAAAGCCGACACAACCUCCACGGUGUCGCUGACCUACGAGCAGCAGAAACCAGCAGCUGUGGAGGGAAGGGCUGACACCACGACAGGGAGUGGCACUGGGACCCGGUUAUCAGAGGAAGACAAGCCAGAAAGUUCGGCUCCUGAGGGGUUUGACAUGGCUGGGUCUUCAGUUUUUCCAAAGCCUACUACCAGCCUGACCCAGGGACCAGUUAAAGAAACUCUGGAAAGUGCCCUAAUUGCCCUGGACUCCGAAAAACCCAAGAAGUUACGGUUCCAUCCAAAGCAGUUGUACUUCUCUGCGAGGCAAGGAGAGCUGCAGAAAGUCCUGCUGAUGCUGGUGGAUGGAAUUGACCCUAAUUUUAAAAUGGAGCAUCAGAGUAAGAGAACCCCUCUCCAUGCUGCCGCCGAGUCUGGCCACGUGGACAUCUGCCAUAUGCUGAUUCAGGCUGGUGCUAAUAUAGACACCUGCUCUGAAGAUCAGAGGACCCCACUGAUGGAAGCAGCAGAGAACAACCAUCUGGAAACUGUGAAAUACCUUAUCAAGGCUGGAGCACUAGUAGAUCCUAAGGAUGCGGAGGGCUCCACGUGUCUACACUUGGCUGCCAAGAAGGGGCACUACGACGUCGUCCAGUACCUCCUCUCCAACGGGAAGAUGGAUGUCAAUUGCCAGGACGACGGAGGCUGGACGCCGAUGAUCUGGGCCACCGAGUACAAGCACAUUGAGCUGGUGAAGCUGCUGCUUGUGAAGGGGUCUGACAUCAAUAUCCGUGACAAUGAGGAAAAUAUUUGUUUGCACUGGGCUGCUUUUUCUGGCUGUGUUGACAUAGCGGAGAUCCUGCUGGCUGCUAAGUGUGAUUUACAUGCGGUGAAUAUUCACGGAGACUCGCCCCUGCAUAUUGCAGCCAGAGAGAACCGCUACGAAUGUGUCGUUCUCUUUCUUUCCCGUGGCUCGGAUGUCACUUUAAAGAACAAGGAGGGUGAGACUCCGCUCCAGUGCUCCAGCCUUAACUCUCAGGUCUGGGUGGCCCUACAGAUGAACAAGACUCUCAGAGAAUCAUCCACUGAAAAGCCUGCCCAGAUAGAGAAGGUGGUGAGCAGAGACAUCGCCCGCGGUUAUGAGCGGAUCCCCAUUCCCUGCAUCAAUUCUGUGGACAGCGAGCCUUGUCCUAGCAACUACAAAUACGUUUCACAGAACUGUGUCACCUCCCCAAUGGACAUUGACAGAAACAUCACCCAUUUACAGUAUUGUGUAUGUAUAGACGACUGCUCCUCCAGUAACUGCAUGUGUGGCCAACUCAGUAUGCGCUGCUGGUAUGACAAGGACGGCCGACUCCUGCCAGAAUUCAACAUGGCUGAGCCGCCGCUGAUCUUUGAGUGUAACCACGCGUGCUCGUGCUGGCGGACCUGCAGGAACCGGGUGGUGCAGAAUGGGCUCAGGACUCGAUUGCAGCUUUAUCGGACAGAAAAGAUGGGCUGGGGUGUGCGAACAAUGCAAGACAUUCCACCGGGAACCUUUGUGUGCGAGUACGUUGGUGAGCUGAUAUCCGAUUCCGAGGCUGAUGUCCGUGAAGAGGACUCCUAUCUCUUCGACCUUGACAACAAGGAAGGAGAGGUGUACUGCAUAGAUGCCCGUUUCUAUGGCAACAUCAGCCGCUUCAUAAACCACCUCUGCGAGCCAAACCUCAUCCCGGUGCGAGUCUUCAUGUCGCAUCAGGACCUUCGCUUCCCCAGGAUUGCCUUCUUCAGCACGAGGCAUAUAGAAGCUGGAGAAGAAAUCGGCUUUGACUAUGGUGACAGGUUCUGGGACAUCAAAGGCAAAUACUUCAGCUGUCAGUGCGGUUCACCCAAGUGCAAACACUCGAGCUCAGCGCUGGCCCAGCGGCAGGCGAGCACCUUGUCCCAGGACACGCAGGAAAACGGGCUCCCGGACACCAGCUCUGCCACGGCAGCCGGCCCCUUUUGAGGCUCCGCUCCCCAGAAAAUGACUUGUUUUAACCCUAUAGAUUCACAUACUGUC
Pterocles gutturalis (yellow-throated sandgrouse) is the source of this 2337-nucleotide messenger RNA. RefSeq names its product euchromatic histone-lysine N-methyltransferase 1 (gene EHMT1). Gene Ontology annotation, cellular component: nucleus. Gene Ontology annotation, molecular function: zinc ion binding; histone H3K9 methyltransferase activity; p53 binding. The annotation marks the transcript as partial. NCBI's taxonomy places the organism in Eukaryota, Metazoa, Chordata, Aves, Pterocliformes, Pteroclidae. The record is from RefSeq and is a predicted model, not a curated record. The transcript is spliced from 17 exons.